UAGAGUGGGUUCUAGGAGUUGAGGCAUUGUGUUUGCUCGUAUAGGAGUAGGCCUAACUAGUACUAGUAGUUUGACUUGUCCGUUGUGGAAGGAUAAACUGAAUCCAUGUAAAAUUGGUGUCUUACCACAAGGUUAAAAAUAAUUAGUCGUUAAUCCGAUAUUUUGAGUACUUAUACCAGUUAAAGUAUAUAAUAUUAACAGACUUGCAAUCGUACUAACAAUCAGUGUCGGUGAACUAACAUUAUUAAAAAUAGAAGUUAACUCAUAAGUUAAAACUUAAAGAAUUAAGAAAUGAGCCGUGACGACAGUGAUCGAGAAGGAAGUAAUGAUCACCAAGAGAAUGGCUCCCAACAUCUGGAAGUGAAAAGCCCAUCUCCUCGUCAAUCUCCAAGUCGAAGAGAACGGAGAAGAUCAAGAUCACGCAGCCGUACUCCACAUUCACGUUCGAGAUCUCAGUCACAAUCCAGACGCCGUCACUCGUACUCAAGGUCAAGGAGCCGUUCAUAUUCUCGAAAACGUCACCACCAUUAUAAGUCAAAAUCUAAGUCCAGAACACCAAAGCGAAAAAGAUACUCGAGAAGCAGAAGCCGUUCAUAUUCACCAAGGCGAUCAUAUUCGCCGAGGUAUAGUCCGCGGCACUCGUCAUAUUACAGAAAUUGUAACAGUGGUUAUAGUGACCAUGACUUUCACAGGAGCCGCAGCAGAUCCCCUACGUCCAGCCGACGACGACAUCGUAGCAGCCGGUUAGAAAAGGAUUUUAGGGAUAAUCCAGAGCCUUGCCGAUGUUUAGGUGUCUUUGGUUUGAGCCUUUACACACAGGAACGGGAUUUAAAAGAAGUUUUUGCUAAGUAUGGUCCUGUUGAUCAAGUUCAAGUGGUUUAUGAUGCACAGAGUGGAAGGUCUCGUGGAUUUGCUUUUGUCUAUUUUGAAAAUAUAGAAGACGCGGAAGAAGCUAAGGAGAGAUGUAAUGGACUAGAAAUUGAUGGGAGAAAAAUUAGAGUUGACUUCUCAAUCACCAAAAGAGCUCAUACGCCAACUCCAGGAAUAUAUAUGGGGAAACCUACCUUUCCAAGAUAUGGUGGUGGCAGUAGCGGCAGCUACAGAGGGCGUUCUCCAUCGCCGUAUUACCGUGGACGCAGAUAUUCUCGUUCGAGAUCUCGUUCAUACUCUCCUCGUAAGUACUACUACUAAGACAUUGAGAAGAGACUAGAGUAUGAAUUUCAGCAUGAUUGCUGCACUUCAGUUUGGCAUGAAAUUUCAUAAAUCCUUGUCUGUUCUGAUUUUACACAGUAAUUUAGAAGCCAAUACAAGUCUGAUGUACAACUAUGUUGUAAUAAACUUUUUGUAUUUGUCCUAAUUAUUUCACUUUGUAAGUUUACUAGGAAACCUGAAAUGGCAAGGAUUUGCCUACUUUAAGAAGAUAGUUUAUAAAAGAGCAUAUAAAGUUACCAUUUUACAUGUAAGAGGUUUGAACAUUAUAAUUUUCUUACAGAAAAUAAGCCUGCUUUUUAUGUUUGGACUUUAUUGGCCUGAAAAUUUUGUUCAUGAUCUGUUGCAAAAAACUGAAUAACUGGCAUAUCUGUUCUCUUAUGUUUAUUUGUUUAAUCUACAAACAAUAAAAAGUGUGGUUAGAUAAUAAGACAUAAAAAAUAUGUUCAAAUUUCAACUGCUAAUGCAAUUAAUUUUUUUUUUCCUUUGAAUGACUGAUACAGUAUUCUGUUUUGUCAUUAUCUUGUAUUAAUAUAUAAUUUCUUUUUAAAUCAUUCAUGUGAAGAAAUGCUUGGACAUUUUUAAAAGUCAGUCAUUUUUUUUCUUUUGGAGUUGAAAGCAUUUAGAAUUUAAUUACAUGGAAUUUUAGUAGUAGCAACAUUGUAUAUAUCAUAUUUGGUGUCUUACUUGUCACUUUUGACAUGUAAAAUGUUAAAAUGAAAUAAAAGGCAUUUUUGUCAGUGUAGAAUCAA
Molecule: messenger RNA, 1961 nt
Organism: Limulus polyphemus (Atlantic horseshoe crab)
Lineage: Eukaryota; Metazoa; Arthropoda; Merostomata; Xiphosura; Limulidae
Product: transformer-2 protein homolog alpha-like
Exons: 10
Coding region: 292-1191 (299 amino acids)
Biological process (GO): positive regulation of mRNA splicing, via spliceosome
Cellular component (GO): spliceosomal complex
Molecular function (GO): RNA binding
Source: RefSeq, a predicted model, not a curated record